AUGUUGAGAAGAGUUCUCGUUGCACUGAUGCUUUCUGUGUUUCUCGAUUUGGUGCUGUCACAGUGCACCGAGAAGUACACUCCUUGGUUACUGAGGGGAACAUGCACUGACACAUGCGGUGGAUAUGGACAACAGAAAAUGGUUAGAUUGUGUGCAACGGGAUGCACAUGCACUGGCGAUCUUGUGCAAUACGUUCAGUGUGGCGAUACGCUGUGCGCAUUUCCGCGAGCCACAUGUAACACGAUUAGCUCAAUGAAAAAGGUGUUGGUCGGCGCCACAUGGGUUUGCGGAUUUCAAAAGGGACAA
Molecule: messenger RNA, 306 nt
Organism: Mesorhabditis belari
Lineage: Eukaryota; Metazoa; Nematoda; Chromadorea; Rhabditida; Rhabditidae
Source: the annotation of a GenBank genome assembly